CCCUCCCCCAGCUCCAGAAGAGCGCGCGGCCAGGAGAUCGGGCUGGUUACUUCCUCCACCGCGGCGCUGAGCACGGAGUGGACACCACCAAGGCCCGCCAGUCCCCGCCACCGUCCCCGGCCCCGCGCGCCCGGAUCGGCCCUACGCCCUCGUCUCGCCCGGCCUCGCGCGCCGGGACCGCCGCGAUCUCCUCUCUUCGCCGCCCUCCGGCUGGCCCUGCCCGCUGCGGCGCGAUGAAUGACUUUGGAAUCAAGAACAUGGACCAAGUGGCCCCUGUUGCCAACAGUUUUCGAGGGACACUCAAGCGCCAGCCAGCCUUUGACACCUUUGAUGGCUCUCUGUUUGCCAUGCUCCCUUCUCUCAGUGAAGAGCAGACACUCCAAGAAGUGCCCACAGGCUUGGAUUCUGUCUCCCAUGACUCAGCCAGCUGCGAGCUGCCUUUGCUCACUCCCUGCAGCAAGGCGGUGAUGAGCCAAGCCUUAAAAGCCACCUUCAGUGGCUUCCACAAGGAGCAGCGGCGUCUUGGCAUUCCCAAAAACCCCUGGCUGUGGACCGAGCAGCAGGUGUGCCAGUGGCUGCUCUGGGCCACCAACGAGUUCAGCCUGGUGAAUGUGAACCUGCAGCGGUUUGGCAUGAAUGGCCAGAUGCUGUGUAACCUCGGCAAGGAGCGCUUUCUGGAGCUGGCGCCUGACUUUGUGGGUGACAUCCUCUGGGAACAUCUGGAGCAGAUGAUUAAAGAGAACCAAGAGAAGAUGGAAGACCAAUAUGAGGAAAACUCACACCUCAAUGCAGUUCCUCAUUGGAUCAACAGCAAUACAUUAGGCUUCGGCAUGGAGCAGGCUCCAUAUGGAAUGCAAGCACCGAGCUAUCCCAAAGACAGCCUCCUGGACAGCAUAUGCCCGCCGUCGGCCACGCCUGCAACUCUCGGCUCUGAACAGGAGCUCCAGAUGUUGCCCAAGUCUCGGCUCAACACCGUCAGUGUCAAUUACUGUUCCAUGAGCCAGGACUUCCCUGGCGGCAACUUGAAUUUGCUCAACAACAGUUCUGGAAAACCCAAGGACCAUGAUUCUCCAGAGAAUGGUGGGGACAGCUUCGAAAGCUCCGACUCGCUGCUGAGGUCCUGGAACAGCCAGUCGUCCCUACUGGAUGUGCAGCGGGUACCUUCCUUCGAGAGCUUUGAGGAGGACUGUAGCCAAUCUCUGUGCCUCGGUAAGCCGACCAUGUCCUUCAAGGACUACAUCCAAGAGAGGAGCGACCCAGUUGAGCAAGGCAAACCAGUUAUUCCUGCAGCAGUACUGGCCGGCUUCACUGGAAGUGGACCAAUCCAACUGUGGCAGUUUCUUCUGGAGCUACUCUCUGACAAAUCCUGUCAAUCUUUCAUCAGCUGGACGGGAGAUGGAUGGGAGUUCAAGCUCGCUGACCCUGAUGAGGUGGCCCGUCGGUGGGGAAAGAGGAAAAAUAAGCCAAAGAUGAACUACGAGAAGCUGAGCCGGGGCUUACGCUACUACUAUGACAAAAACAUCAUUCACAAGACGUCGGGCAAGCGUUAUGUGUACCGUUUCGUGUGCGACCUGCAGAACUUGCUGGGCUUCACUCCGGAGGAACUGCAUGCCAUCCUGGGCGUUCAGCCUGAUACAGAAGACUGAGGUCCUCAGGACCACCCUGAGCCAGCCCCGGGCCUGGGGACUGAGUGGGAAACCCGUCCUGACCCACUUGCUCCAAAGACCCCUGGGAGAGCAGGAUGGGACCCCUUUGGGGAGAGCCACCAAGCAGCAGUGGUCUUUCAUCUCCCCGCCUCUUCCACAAGCCAACGCCCCAUGGUGGAAACCGACACAGCUUCUCUGUCCUGUGUGAGUCCCCCAAGGGAAGAGUCUCUGGGAAGCCACCGUGGCACGGAGCAGGCCGUGUGCAGAUCACAAUAGUUGUGGCUAUUUGAGAUGCUUCAGGGAGCCAGCAUGUGGUGGAUACACAGACACUGAAAAACAUUGUUUUUCCUUUGGCCUUUUGCCACCAGGAGUAGCAAAUGCAAAAGCCACCUCCACUUGAGAGGGCCAGGCAAGUGGAAGGGAGUGAUUGUUCCAUUUCAGAAGUCAGUUUGUUUGUACAUAUUAUUGUAUCUUAUAAUUGUCCGAAUCCUCCAACAGUUCUAUUUAACAGAAAUUGUAUAUUGUAUUUAAAGUAAUUAUAACUUGUCUGAAUCAAGAAUGCAGAUACUUGAUAGGUUAUCCAUUUUUGUUUUUUGUUUUGUUUUGUUUUCACUAGUACAUAGGAAUGUCAUUUUACACGGAUUUAAUCUCUUAGGGACCAACUGAGAGAAAUCAUAAUGUUUUUGUUUUAUUUACCAGCAGGAAUGGGGUCUGAAGGAUGAUCCUGGUUUUUACUUUUGUUCUGUUGUUAAUGUUGUUCAUUAUCUGACCAGGACUUUGUAUAUUGGGUUGGUUUUUUGUUUUGUUUGUUUUUAAUAAGAAACUUAAUGUUAUUAUUUGAGGGUCCAUAUGGCCUCUCCACUCUCCUGGACUGUAAAAGCUGUAAAGCAGUGUUUUUCUUGACAAAUGGCACAUGUUUUCCACUUCCCUGCAUGCCUUAAGCCAGUUUAUACGCAAAUGUAUUUUAUUUUUUGGCAUAACUGUGUUUUCCAGGCAACUCCCCUGCCCCUAGCCAGUCCUUCCCUUCCUUCGCCCCAAGGUAUUCUGUGUGACUACAAUAAGAAGACUAUUUUUGGAAAUAUAUGACUCCUUUUCAGAUAUCAGAAGGGAUUUAUGUAGCAGCUAUUUUUACUGCAAAAGUAACUCACUGGAAAAAAAAAUUGCAAUUUGUACGAAAGCUUUAUUUUUAUCUUAGUCAUGUAAAGAGAGAUGUGUGGGGCAGGGCUGAGGCCAAUCAGGAGGGAUCUUCCGUCAGCUUUGACCUUAAAUGAAGCGUGGUGCUUCCUGGCUCGCUGACCUGCUAUGUCUCUUACCAUCCGGGCUGCAUGCUCCUCUUUCUGCUCCGUGUGCUCAGAGAGUUUGCUCUUCUUUUUUUUUUUUUUUUUGGCCAUGGAUACCCAGAAGCACAGACAGGGCAAGCACGCUGGGGAACGGUGUGUUGGAGCAGUUUGUAGGAGGUUCUUAUCUGGUGAAGAGUUAACUUCACCGUGAGACCCCACACUCUCAUCCAGUUGUAUGGUUUCUUAAAGUGCACGGGCAUCGCCAUUUACCAGCAUGGUGGCCUCUGACCAGCAAGUGACAUUGAUAAAAAGCCCUUAUAUCAUAAGACCCCACAGGGGACACAGAACCAGCUGGGACCUGCUUUGCCAGCGCUGGGAUGUCUUGGCCUGCAUGCCCGAGAUAAAUGCUUUGUGGUUAAGCACGGGAACCUGUUUGUUGCCGGGACAUCUGUGUGUAAUAUAAACAGACAUGGGACUAGGAACAUACUCUCGUCAGAAGCUUAAUUCUCGGUCAGUUUAUAUAUGGUCGAGCCACAUGAAACUGCCAAGUUUAACCCGAGUUUUGUCAGCUGAGAUGACGGUUUUACAUGGUUGAAUCUAACAGUCAUGGACGUCUUCAGAAGUCUUUGGCGUGGUCUUAAGUAUGAAGGUUUUGUAAUUUGGCCUCCUCUUUCUCAAAUAAAGUAUUUGGUUUAUGAUAA
Grammomys surdaster is the source of this 3627-nucleotide messenger RNA. RefSeq names its product ETS proto-oncogene 2, transcription factor (gene Ets2). Lineage: Eukaryota; Metazoa; Chordata; Mammalia; Rodentia; Muridae. The transcript has 10 exons. The record is from RefSeq and is a predicted model, not a curated record. Gene Ontology annotation, biological process: cell differentiation; regulation of transcription by RNA polymerase II. Gene Ontology annotation, cellular component: nucleus. The coding region runs from base 234 to 1646 and encodes 470 amino acids. Gene Ontology annotation, molecular function: sequence-specific DNA binding; DNA-binding transcription factor activity, RNA polymerase II-specific.